This is a messenger RNA of Acaromyces ingoldii, 2490 nucleotides long. RefSeq lists its product as hypothetical. Bases 43 to 2427 code for a protein of 794 amino acids. Lineage: Eukaryota; Fungi; Basidiomycota; Exobasidiomycetes; Exobasidiales; Cryptobasidiaceae. The transcript is spliced from 2 exons. The record is from RefSeq and is a predicted model, not a curated record.
UUUUGGGUUUUUUACCUUGCUAGGUCACCAGAGAACGAGGGGAUGACGGCCUCGCCAGGAUGGCCCGUUGCUGGUCCGUCUCGCAGCAGCCAGGAGCAGUCGACGUCGGCGCUGGCCCGGGGCAUGUCCUUCUCGACAGACUAUGCGACGCGCGAGCAGCCGCUACGGCUGCGCAUCGCGACCACGACGGGGUACGGCUCUCCUGCUGCUGCUCCGCGCCGCCAGUUCCUGCUGCCGUGUGUGCCCAGCGCGCCGAUCGCGUCGCUCAAGGCGCGAAUCGCAAGCAUCAUCGGCGGUUUCCCUGGAGGCGAUCGAGAGCUGCGGACAGAAGAUAUCACCUUGCUCCUGCAGGGCUACGAGAUCGUCGACGACGGCGUCGUGGGCGAUGUGCUGCGCGACGACGACAUCGUGGAGGUGACAGCGUCGGAGCAAGGGGAAAGGCAGCGCUCGUCUUUAGGCUCACAGGAACCAAGCUCGUGCGGCGAAGGGAGCCGGCGGACGCAGAAGAGGAACCGGCAGCGAAGGCGUCUCAAGCAUGCUGCCAAAGAGGAGAAUGGCGACGGAGAAAUGAGUGACCAGCUGGGCAGUGCAGAGAGCGGAGACGGAGAUGAAGGCGGGGACGAGGAGAAGCCCCUCAUGGCUCAAGCGGCCAGGAUCGCUGCUCUGAUGAAGAGCGAGAUCGCCAUGGACAAGCCAGCCAAGAAGAAACAGCGCCUUGACGCACAAGAGGACGAGGAAGAUGACUUUCCCAGGCCACCGACGGGAGUAUCUGCUCUUCCAGGCCUCUCGAUGAUGCCCUUGUCAGCUCCCAGUGCAGCAGGUGGUGGCGCAGCCGCAGCGAUGACUGCGUUCGAGGAGCGCAGACGGCAGAUGGCCCAGAGGCAAAAGGCGGCCGCCUCGACAUCAAACAUAGACGCAGUCACAGUGGCAUCAAUCGCCCGCUCCUCGUCGGCGUCAUCUGUCUCAGACGAUUCGUCGUCAGAGUCGGAGUCGUCUUCUUCCUCGAGCGAAGCGUCCUCUUCAUCCUCAUCGUCCUCAUCGAGCGACUCAAGCGAAUCGUCAGGCGACUCCUCGAGCGAAUCAUCAUCGUCUGACGAAGAGUCAAGCAAGCAAGAGCCACGGCUCACCGGGAAAGAAAAUGGUACAAAUCACGGGAGCCACGCAAAUACAUCGACGCGACAGCGCCUUGACACACCUCCUGGCGGCUGGGUCGCGCCAGGCAACGGCACAUCUCGCACGAAGCGAGCAAACCGAGCGAAGCGGGAGAAGCUGCUGAAGCGCAGGGCGGAAGAGCGGGAGGUCACUUUUGCCGAGGCAAAGGAGAGGGCAGAGAAGAGGCAGAGGGGCGAGGAGGUCGAUGAGGACGAUACAGCCAGGGGCUGGAUGGUGGACAAGAAGGCGGCGGCAGCGGCGGCAACGAGGACACAGCACAGUCGACCUGCUCCUCAGGGGAAUGGAUGGCAGCACCUCGACGAGCACCUCCUGCCGCCUGGUGGGGGCAGCUUUGGUAUCGUACCCCCACCAAAGGCUCCAUCGCACCACUCGGACUCGGACUCGGACUCUGAGUCCGAGUCCGAGUCAGAGUCUGAAUCAGAAGCAGAUGACGAGGACGAGGCUAUCGAAGCAAAAGGGCCCAAGGAAAAGCCGGCGACCAAGAAGGACGUGGCGGUGGUCGUCUCAAAGCAGAAGUUUGAGCAAGUACCCUGUCCCUCGCAGCGCAACGAGCCCGUGCCAGCAGGCGUCCGCUUGACUAGUGUCAACUGCCAGGACCUUUAUCUCCGCACUGUUCUCAACGCCGAAGUGGGCGACGUUGGAGGAGAAGCGCAAGACAAAGAGGUCAAUGUCGCAGCGAGCAUGUACAGUGACGCAUACAAGCAAUUUGUUGCCAUGGGACGCGCCCAGCUCGCGCGGGAGAAGAAGGGCGAGGAAGACGACGACGACGUUGCAGUGGACGAGCCUGCACAGCUGCAUCCGGAUCUGCCGAUGCAGUUUGGAAAGACGCCCAACUGGAACGGUCAGGAGGCAGUCGUAGCUCUGCCGCUGCAGCCGCCGCCGCCACCACCUCCACGGGCAGCCGUUGUCGCGGCUGAUGCCAUGGCAAAGAUGGGCCUGCCGACGAGCUUCACUGGCAGUGUCGUGCGAGAAGAGGUCCAAAAGGACCUCGGCGACGGCGAGCUCGACUACGGAGAGCCAGAGGUGUUCCAAAGGCCAAAGAAUGGCACCGUCGCCGCGGUCGCCAACGGUGCACACGUCGGUCUCAACGGCGCUGCCUCGGCGGCCCCACAAGGCAGCGAUGGGAGCAACGGCAAGGUCAACAAAUCUCCUACAUUGAUCAAGGCAGACCUGAAGCGUCUGCGAGAACUGCGCAAGAAUCUCGAGGAUGAGAUAGGACAGCUGAGGCAGAAGCAGGCCUCGGCAUCGCUCUGAUGAAGAAGGCACAAUUGUAGCAAUAACAGACAAGCAGCAGAUAGUAUUACAAUGAAUCAACCU